AUGACCUCAAACCUGACCUUAAACCUGACCUCAAACCUGACCUCAAACCUGACGUCAAAACCUGACCUCAAACCUGACCUCAAACCUGACCUGAAACCUGACCUGAAACCUGACCUCAAACCUGACCUCAAACCUGACCUCAAACCUGACCUCAAACCUGACCUCAAACCUGACCUCAAACCUGACCUCAAACCUGACGUCAAAACUGACGUCAAACCUGACGUCGAACCUGACCUCAAAGCUGACCUCAAACCUGACCUCAAACCUGACCUCAAACCUGACCACAAACCUGACCUCAAACCUGACCUCAAACCUGACCUCAAACCUGACCUCAAACCUGACCUCAAACCUGACCUCAAACCUGACGUCAAACCUGACGUCAAACAUGACCUUAAUCCUGACCUCAAACCUGACGUCAAACCUGACCUCAAACCUGACCACAAACCUGACCUCAAACCUGACCCCAAACCUGACCUCAAACCUGACCUCAAACCUGACGUCAAACCUGACGUCAAACAUGACGUCAAACCUGACCUCAAACCUGACCUCAAACCUGACCUCAAGCCUGACCUCAAACCUGACCUCAAACCUGACCUCAAACCUGACGUCAAACCUGACGUCAAACCUGAUGUCAAACAUGACCUCAAACCUGACCUCAAACCUGACCUCAAACCUGACCUCAAACCUGACCUCAAACCUGACCUCAAACCUGACCUCAAACCUGACCUCAAACCUGACCUCAAACAUGACGUCAAACCGGACCUCAAACCUGACCUCAAACCUGACCUCAAACCUGACGUCAAACUUGACGUCAAACCUGACCUCAAACCUGACCUCAAACUUAACGUCAAACCUGACGUCAAACCUGACAUCAAACCUGACCUCAAACCUGACCUCAAACCUGACCUCAAACCUGAACUCAAACCUGACCUCAAACCUGGCGUCAAACUUGACGUCAAACCUGACCUCAAACCUGACCUCAAACCUGACCUCAAACCUGACCUCAAACCUGACGUCAAACCUGACGUCAAACAUGACGUCAAACCUGACCUCAAACCUGAUGUCAAACCUGACCUCAAACCUGACGUCAAACCUGACCUCAAACCUGACGUCAAACCUGACGUCAAACCUGACGUCAAACCUGACCUCAAACCUGACCUCAAACCUGACCUCAAACCUGACCUCAAACCUGACCUCAAACCUGACCUCAAACCUGGCGUCAAACUUGACAUCAAACCUGACCUCAAACCUGACCUCAAACCUGACCUCAAACCUGACGUCAAACCUGACCUCAAACCUGACCAUAAUCCUGACCUCAAACCUGACCUCAAACCUGACCUCAAACCUGACCACAAACCUGACCUCAAACCUGACCUCAAACCUGACCUCAAACCUGACCUCAAACCUGACCUCAAACCUGACCUCAAACCUGACCUCAAACCUGACCUCAAACCUGACCUCAAACCUGACGUCAAACCUGACGUCAAACAUGACCUUAAUCCUUACCUCAAACCUGACGUCAAACCUGACCUCAAACCUGACCACAAACCUGACCUCAAACCUGACCUCAAACCUGACCUCAAACCUGACCUCAAACCUGACGUCAAACCUGACGUCAAACAUGACGUCAAACCUGACCUCAAACCUGACCUCAAACCUGACCUCAAACCUGACCUCAAACCUGACCUCAAACCUGACCUCAAACCUGACGUCAAACCUGACGUCAAACCUGAUGUCAAACAUGACCUCAAACCUGACCUCAAACCUGACCUCAAACCUGACCUCAAACCUGACCUCAAACCUGACCUCAAACCUGACCUCAAACCUGACCUCCAACCUGACGUCAAACCUGACGUCAAACCUGACGUCAAAUAUGACCUCAAACCUGACCUUAAACCUGACCUCAAACCUGACCUCAAACCUGACGUCAAAACCUGA
Molecule: messenger RNA, 1938 nt
Organism: Closterium sp. NIES-65
Lineage: Eukaryota; Viridiplantae; Streptophyta; Zygnematophyceae; Desmidiales; Closteriaceae
Source: the annotation of a GenBank genome assembly